This is a messenger RNA of Cydia pomonella (codling moth), 2267 nucleotides long. Its product is annotated as gastrula zinc finger protein XlCGF46.1-like. Bases 130 to 1527 code for a protein of 465 amino acids. The transcript is spliced from 8 exons. Gene Ontology annotation, molecular function: DNA-binding transcription factor activity; RNA polymerase II cis-regulatory region sequence-specific DNA binding; zinc ion binding. The record is from RefSeq and is a predicted model, not a curated record. Gene Ontology annotation, biological process: regulation of transcription by RNA polymerase II. NCBI's taxonomy places the organism in Eukaryota, Metazoa, Arthropoda, Insecta, Lepidoptera, Tortricidae. Gene Ontology annotation, cellular component: nucleus.
ACGCAAGUGUCAAAAUUGACACGUCAAUAUAUGUGUGUUGUUGAUAUUACUCUGUAAUCGAAAAUAGUUAAUAGAUUCCAUUAUUAAAACGUUUUUCUUAUUAAAUACGUACAACUCAAGGCCAUUAUAAUGAAUACUUGCAGAACGUGUCUGAAAACUCCAGCCAAUAAAGAUAUUUCAGACCUGGAAAAGGGCACAAAAGAUGAUAACAUAAAGUACAUCGACAUUAUGUUGUUUUGUUUAGAUAUAAAGGUUACGGAAGACUCCAAAAUAACAACAAAUCUAUGUAACAACUGCUUUAGAAAAAUCAUAUCGUUUUACAAAUUUAAGGCCCUAUCUCAGAAGAAUGAUGCUUAUUUGAAAUCUCUACAUCCUGAUUUACGGUUAGUGGACCGAAAAUUAACUGUGUAUGUGGAUGAAUAUGGAGUUAAACAUGAGAAUCCAUUAGAAACUGAUGACUAUGGUCCAAGUUUAGUUGAAUGUAAUGCUGAUAUUAAAGUAGAAGUAAAUGUUAAGAAGGAAAACACAUUCGAAUUAGAAGUUGAGGAACUUAAGGGAGAAGAAACUGUUGGGGAUGCUAACUAUGGAGAUAUUGGGCCAUUUGAAGAUGUAGUGCCUCAUGAAGAGCCACUGAGUGUUGUACAAAAUAUUAAUCAUGAACAUUUUAGCAGGACAAAAGAAAAAGCCUCGAAUCGUAAAAGACAGAAUGGCACAAACAAAAAAGUGAAACUAUGUAAAGGUACAAAUGUACAAGAGAGACAAAUAUGUGAGGAGUGUGGCAUGUCUGUGCUGGACCUGCAGGCGCAUUCCAUCAGCCACCAGCCCAAGGAGGAGCGCCGGAUGCUGCAGUGCAAGGCCUGUCCCAAGAUGUUUGUCACUAAGGGGGGGCGGCACAGACAUUACAAGAUUGCUCAUUUAGGACUUAAAUCUAAGUGUGAUAUUUGUAACAAAGAGGUAAUAAGCCUGUCAAUACACAAACUACAGAUGCACAACCGCUCCGCUCUGCCAUUUUGUUGCGUGACGUGCGCGCGCCGCUUCGUGUCGCAGCAGGCGCUGGACAUGCACAUGAUCAUCCAUACUAGGGACCUGGCCUUUGAGUGCGAUGUCUGCCAUAAGAAGUUCCGCUCUAAGGGACAUGUCUCAAGACAUAUACGGCAGGUCCAUGUAAAAGAAAAAAAUCAUCAAUGUGAAAUAUGUUCCAAGGCUUUCUUUGACAAAAAUAUGCUACAAGAGCAUUUAGGUUCUCACACGACGGAGCGUCCGUUCCAGUGCAGCGAGUGCGGCAUGUCGUUCUCGACGAAGACCACGCUCAGGAAACACCGCAUCGUGCACAGCGACGUGAAGAAGUACCACUGCGAGUAUUGCGACAUGAGCUUCAAGACGAACAGUUACCUAAAGUCGCAUAUGAUCAAGCACACGAAGGAGAAGCGCUACCCGUGCCAGUACUGCGACAAACGCUUCGGCCGCUCCGACUACCGCCGCCGCCACGAGCUCACUGCGCACCAGAAACAUCUGACGGCCGGCUGAACACCUUAUCUUCAUAGUAAUACGGUUCAAUAUCAAGCAGCUCGUUGGAUGCAGAUAAAUACAUCUAUUUCGCACCUGAUUUUAUGGACACCAAUGAAAAUGCAGUACCAAUGAGGAUGUACAGACCAAUCUAAAAAUUCUGAUUGGAGAUGUUGCGUGGAAGAGGCACUAACAUGUGCAAUAAAAUUAAAAUUAAAUUAUUAUCUUGUACAUAACUAAAUAUAUUUAUUGUCUAUGAUUCACACUGUUUUCUUGUUUGGAACUUUUCGGCGCACAGUGGCAAUUUUGAAGCAAUCUCCUGCUCAACCUAUAUUUGUAAUAUUUAGAUUGGGACCUAUAGUUUGGCAAACCCAAUUUAUCUGAAAAAAUAAAAAAAAUAAAAAUAACUUUAUUUAGCUACAUGAUGGCUCACAACUGCUUACAAGUAAUAAAUGAUACAAGGUGAACUUACUAUUGUAAAUAAUUUGUACAAAAGUUUUAAGGUAAAUGCAAUGAAACAUUGAGUAAGCGUCAUCUGAUCCCCGUACUAGUAAAAACUGUACCACGGUCAAAAUAUGUUCUUAUUAAGAGUAAAAAAAUAAUUAAAUAACAACUCAAUAUACUCUUCUUUGUUUUUAAGACAAGAUAAAACAAUUUUAUAAUUUUACUCAUCCCAAUUCCCGAAAAUAUGGAACAAAUUCUGGUCGUUUACUUUAACAAUAGUUAAUGGGACAUUCACGAAGAAAAAAAUUGGGAUGAGU